AUGCCGUUAACAGGACUGGAUUUAGCCGUUUAUGGAUUUAAUCGAAAUACUCGGAAAAUAGAGGAAGCAGGGAUUUCGUACGAAUUAAGAAUUAUUCGCGAUAAACUAACACUUGGUGUAAAUACUGAACCUAUUUUGAAACAGUCACCUUCCAUUGAACGCUUUACUGGAAAUUGGACUAAUCUGGGCUGUGCGGAAGGCAAUAGAAACUAUGAAGUGAAUGAAUUUAUGGAUCCGGAUGACGAGCAGUAUCUCAGUUUUUUGAGAAAUUUGGAUUCAAAAUAUUGCAAGGAUCAAGACCACUAUAAAGUCCUCGGGUUAUCAAACUUACGAUGGCAAGCCAGUACUUCGCAGAUUCGUACUGCUUAUCGUGCCAAAGUGCUGAAGCAUCAUCCGGAUAAAAAUAAUGCAGUAAGGAUUGAAGCCACCAAUGGUGAAGACUACUUUACAUGUAUUACCAAAGCUUAUGAGCAAUUAGGAUUAUCGGAGCAGAAAAGAAGAGCCUAUGAUUCUGUAGAUCCGUUAUUCGAUGAUUCGAUCCCAGACGAGAAAAUAAUCAGUCCUGAUAAUUUCUACGAUAUUUUAGCGCCGGUCUUUAUUAGGAAUGCAAGAUGGUCUGUUCGACAGCCUGUACCAUUACUAGGCGAUAUCAAUAGUGUACAAGCUGAGGUAGACAGGUUUUACUCAUUUUGGUUUAAUUGGGAUUCAUGGCGUGAAUUCUCAUAUCUGGAUGAAGAGGACAAAGAGAAGGGAGAAGAUCGGUGGGAAAGGCGUGAAAUUGAAAAAAUAAAUAAGGUUGAACGGGAGAAACGGCGUAAGAACGAAAUGAAACGAAUCAGAAAUCUUGUUGAAAUGGCGUACCGUAAAGAUCCUCGAAUAGCAAUUUUCAAGGAGCAGGAAAAACUGAAAAAAGAGAAACAAAGGGACGAACGCAGGAAAGCUUUGGAAGAAAAAAAAGCCCAAGAUGAGAAGAAAAAAUUGGAAAUUGAACUGGAAAAUAAGAAAAUAGAGGAAGAAAAAUUAGAAAAACAACGGCAGCAACUGGCUUACGAAAAGCGGAUAAAAGAGCAACAGAAAAAACUGCUUGGUGAAGCUCGAAGAAAACUUCGUAGGACAGCUGAGGGUAAGAAUUACUGGGAUGCAGAUAUUUCAUCCAAGUUGUCAUGUUUGGAAGCAAUUGAACAUGUCUGUUUGCGGCUGGAUGCAUUUCAUUUGAAUGAAAUUACCGCCAGGCUUGAAUUAUUAAGCAGUUUGAAAGAAGCAAUGGACACUUUGAAGGUUCAGAUUCAUAAAGAAGUUCCAGAAAGUAUUGAAACGAAAAAUGGAGUUCCUCCUGAAUAUACUACUGAUACCAUAUCUCGUUGGUCCCCCGAUGAAAUCACGUUAUUAGUUAAAGCUACUACUUUGUAUCCUAUUGGCACCAUCAAAAGGUGGUCAGAGAUUGCAAACUAUAUUAAUGAGCACCGUGAAAAUAAACAUGCAAAAAAGAAAACAGAAAAAGAUGUCUUGAUUCAGGUGAAAACACUGAAGUCAUUAAGUAACUCUCAAGAACAUAAGAAAGUGAAGGAUUUUUUGGUCAAUUCAGCAAAAGGAAGUGAACUGGAGUGGAAUGCAGAGGAGCAAAAGUUACUUGAAGCAGCACUUAAAAAAUUCCCCUCAUCAGAUCCAGCCCGUUGGGAAAAUAUUGCGAAUUUUGUGGGGAAAUCGAAGAGGGAAUGUAUACAGAGAUUUAAGUAUCUCGCAGAAGUGGUGAAAAGUAAGAAGGAGCAGUUACCUUAA
Molecule: messenger RNA, 1779 nt
Organism: Brugia malayi
Lineage: Eukaryota; Metazoa; Nematoda; Chromadorea; Rhabditida; Onchocercidae
Gene: Bma-dnj-11
Product: DnaJ domain containing protein
Exons: 11
Coding region: 1-1779 (592 amino acids)
Biological process (GO): 'de novo' cotranslational protein folding; regulation of translational fidelity
Cellular component (GO): cytosol
Molecular function (GO): ribosome binding; Hsp70 protein binding
Source: RefSeq, a predicted model, not a curated record